AUGAGAACGUUGCUGAUCCUGGCGAGCAUUUUCCUGGAAGUACACCUUCAUCUAACCGCGGGGAACCAGGCGGAACGCCAGCGAUCUUCAGACACCAACAACGAAGUGGUGUCGUUAAAGGGCUCCGACGAUAAAGGCGACGAUGCCAUCGAGGGUCCUGUCAGGGAAGUCCUCGCGCAGAGCGGAAGUGCCGCCACUUUACCCUGCAAAACCGAAGAUCCUGGUGCUGGAACCAUCACGUGGGUGAAGCGACCGGACAGGCGGUUAUUAACCGUCGGUACUCGUACCUACUCGAACGACAAGCGAUUGUCCGUGAUCUAUUCGAGCACUGAUUGGGCACUUCAGAUACGUGCUGUUACUCUACAGGAUGCAGGCAUAUACGAGUGUCAGAUUACGUCGCAUCCGGUGCAGCGGAAUUUCGUCCACUUGAAAAUCACAGAGGCGUACUCGAUCAUACCGGGUGCGCCUGAUUUACAUGUGAAGCAAGGCUCGAGUCUACGGUUGGAGUGUCAACUAAUGGCGGCCGCCGAGUCGCCCGUCUACGUCUUCUGGUAUCGUCAGGGUCGGAUGAUCAAUUACGACGAGGAGCCGGGAGUGAAAGUCGAGCUGACGAAGAACGGUUCGAUCCUGAUGGUCAACAAAACGAAACCGUCGCACGGCGGGAACUAUACGUGCGAGCCGAGCAACGCGAAACCCGCGUACGUGGUGGUUCACGUGAUCGAAGAGGAGGAGAAACCAGCAGCGAUGCACGGGGGCGACAGAAGGAACCUUAGCCCAGCAAUUUUGGCGAGCAACUUUCUGGUGUCCCUCUUGGCGACCGUCAGCUGGAGGAUACCGAGUUUCACCAGCCUUUACCCGACGUGA
Messenger RNA from Dufourea novaeangliae, 864 nucleotides. Its product is annotated as neural cell adhesion molecule 2-like. The transcript has 5 exons. Gene Ontology annotation, biological process: synapse organization. NCBI's taxonomy places the organism in Eukaryota, Metazoa, Arthropoda, Insecta, Hymenoptera, Halictidae. The record is from RefSeq and is a predicted model, not a curated record. The coding region runs from base 1 to 864 and encodes 287 amino acids. Gene Ontology annotation, cellular component: neuron projection membrane.